Molecule: messenger RNA, 2052 nt
Organism: Metopolophium dirhodum (rose-grain aphid)
Lineage: Eukaryota; Metazoa; Arthropoda; Insecta; Hemiptera; Aphididae
Product: GTP-binding protein REM 1-like
Exons: 8
Coding region: 199-1605 (468 amino acids)
Cellular component (GO): plasma membrane
Molecular function (GO): GTPase activity; calcium channel regulator activity; GTP binding
Source: RefSeq, a predicted model, not a curated record
CGGGCCGAGCGGUUCGCGUCCCAUCACACCUCGUGGACGUGUCCGUCGCGCGCGGCCAAGAAUUCUUAAACGGUGAUUAAUUAUUAUGCAUAAAAUGUUUACGUAAUACAUUUGAUUCGUUUGCGUCGUUGCGUACCGGUUGGUACGAUACUAAUAAUUGUGCGAGUGUUUUCGAUAUUUUUUCUGCCAUUCUCAUCGAUGAUGACAUUUUACAGGCCAACGUCCGCACCGAUGCCAUUUUAUGGGGGCGAUUACCGGCCGGACGACGAGCCGCCACCGGAAGCCGUCUUGGAGGAGAAACGCAUCUUAGAACACCAAUUCCGAAGACCAUCGCCGUCGCGGUUGUCGUCCACGUCCUCAUCUAUCCGGCCACCGACCGCGGUCAGACAGGGUGGCGGCAUCAGCGCAAACAGGUCUCUGCGCGCCAGGCCAUCGGGAAGUUCGCCCAGGAGGAGUCUACAACGGUCGUCGGCGUUCGGCAACCGGAGAUCUACAACGAUCACGGAUCGCGGACGUACGGCGUCUAUGCCCGCCGUGCCGAUUGUCAGGAUUGAAAUGUUCUUCAUCCAAUACAACCAGAAUAACUUGUCAUUAAAAUUGUUUGGAUCGUCGAUAUUGGAUUCGUCUUUAAUUAUAUUGCCGAGUUUCGGAAAUGUGCCCAGACCGGAUGGUCCCGUGCUGGAAGAGUAUCGCCUGCGGAGCUUCUCGAUCACUGCCAGCGGCGUUUGCAACCUAGGAGACUUCGUGCGGUACGCCUCGCCACCGUCGUCCACUCGGCACCAUCAACCGGUCGGGAAGCGCGAGAGUUGCCCCGCGUCCGUUUCCGGUACGCCGUCGCACCAGCAAAACGCUAAUGGUUCCUCCGCCGCCGCCACUGCCGCCGCCGCCGCCGCUACCUCGCACACGGUCUGCACGGAAUUCUCCAGAUUCCGAAAACCCAGUACGGCUCUAACAAACAAGUUUAAAGCCAACGACACCGUCGAAUCGUACAAGGUGGCGUUGCUAGGGGCCCCGGGUGUCGGAAAGACCACGAUAUCUGUGCAGUUUUCGACGUCCGAUUACAUAUGCGUGUACGACACUUCCAUAGACGAAGACUGCGCUUGUCGGACGAUCAGAGUGAUGAUAAAUGGUCAGGAAGCUGAACUAACCAUCAUUGAUAUACCAUACGUAGAAAUGUCGAUUGAAACUUUAUGUUCUACCUACAACCCAAAUGUAUUUAUAGUUAUGUAUUCGGUAGUCGACGAGAGGAGUUUUGAUAUGGCAGAACAGAUGUUACUGUUUCUGUGGAAAGGCGAGUACAUUCAUACAAGAGGUGUGAUAUUGGUUGGCAACAAAUCAGACUUGGAACGAACAAGAAAAAUUCAAACAAAUGUUGGAAGAAAUUUGGCAUACAGUUGGAACUGUAAAUUUAUUGAAACUUCAAGCGGUAUCGAUCAUAAUGUGGACAAGCUACUAGUAGGAAUUUUGGCUCAAAUCAAGCUAAACCCGCUCAGGGAAAGGAUGUAUAACAGCAAAAGGAAAAAAUAUAGCGUCACAAAACUGUAUAAAGACUUUUUAGCAUACUUAAGAGGUGUUAAGUCCAGUGAAAAUUUGUUCAGUAUUUAAUUAUUUUAUUAACAUGACAUAUUUUAAUGUUUUUCGUGGACCAAUUUCUUUAUCCGAUACCCAAUUUAUAUCCACCCUCCUCAAGUACAAAAAUUUACAAAUUUUAUAUAAAAUUGGAUAUUACAAAAAAAAAAUACAUAUCUAACUUUAGAUGAAAUAAUAUUUGUAAAAUAUAUUUAUGCCAUAUUGUUUUUAUAUUAAAAACCUCUCAUCAAUUAAGGUUUUCUUGGCCAAAUUCCUUUUGCCAAAUGUUGUUCUGAUGACGCUCAUUACCUAUACAUGAACACAUAAUUUAAUUAAGUAUUAAUAUUUAUAUAAGUCAAAUUGUAUUCCUAAUUUUGUAAUACAAUACGAUUCUUAAAAAAAUUACAUUUAUAAAAGUAGUACUUAAAUUGCAUACAUGUAUACAAUAUUGUAAUAUAAUAUAACCAGUAUAACUCACCACUA